AUGCUGAGAGUUCUUCGCGGGGUCCUCGGAGUCUCGGUGGAAGGGCUCCGGGAGGCCGAGGCUGUGAACCCUGCGAGUUCUGGAAGAGCGCCACGGAGCAGCCGCCUGCGGGCCGGGUGUCUCAACGGGAUGAAAAGGCAACAGCCGCCGGAGAAAGAUAGGAACAAGAACGACCGGAGAGAGAGAGGAGGAGGAGGAGGAACCCAGCGCGGAGCGGCCACCCAAACCGACGUGGCCAGGGCGCAGAGAGGCGGGGCGGGAGAGCGCGCGAGGAGGUGCCCGGCGGGCGGCCGAGUUGGCCGGGAGGCGGGCGGGCGCCUGCAAAGCGCGCGGAACCGGGAGGCACAGGUGAAGCGAAGCGAGGAGUUGGGGCGCCAGAUUCACGAAUGGGCAAGUCGUAUGCAAAUAGCGCACUCCCGAGAGCAAAUCAGGGCAGCCCGAGCGCUCGGCCGAGGGACUGGCUGGCUCGGAGGGAGGAGGGGCCCGAGCGCCCCGGAAUCCCGGCCCUCCCCAUUCAAGUGCACGCUGGUCUACCCCCUGCGCGAGCUACGCGCGCGCACCAACACCCUGCCUGCUCACGCUCGGCUCUCUACCGGAGGAGUGAGCACAAGCGUGUGUGUGUGUGUGCGCGCCCUGCGCCUUUUGAUCGCCCGAUCCCUGCUCCUCUCCCAGGCAUAUUAAGCCAAACUCCGGCAAUUGGAAAGGGGGGGGGGGGGGACUGCAGGCAGCAGCGAAGGCUGAAGUCGCCCCAGAUAAAAAUAAAAAUCAACCCCUUGAGUCAGCAGGAGUGCCGGAGCGGCUUGCACGCGGUAGUGCCCGAGCGCGCGCGCGCUCCCCCUGGCCUGGUGGUCAGCACCGCGCGGCCACUCUCCGGGGGCGUGCCUCUUUGGGGGCGAAGGGGAUACGAGCCCAACCGAGGGGCGAAUGGCGGCAGCGCGUCCUGGUUCUCGAAGAUGUGACCUCCUCAGAAGCCCUCUCUGACCCUCAUCUAAAGUAAGCUACAACCACCCCAAAAGAAUGGGGAGCAGCUUAAUCAUACUCUUCUCACAAACAUCUUUCAACUCCAAAACAAUAAAGCUCACCAUGGCCCUUGAAUCAGAUAAUAUGGAGUGCCGGAACCCAGCCCUGUUUCAUCAGUAAUCAUUUUCCAGCAUAACGGUGGAACUCACACAGCUUCAGUCUACUUUGCGAUAUGGAAGGUCUCUCGGGCUACUCUUCUGUCUCAUCUCUUAAUUUUCUCACCUUCUUUUCUCAAACAAACAAUAAAUUUCAAUUAUUUAGCCUUCUUCCUAAAAA
Messenger RNA from Bubalus bubalis (water buffalo), 1296 nucleotides. RefSeq names its product lysine-specific demethylase 6B-like. Lineage: Eukaryota; Metazoa; Chordata; Mammalia; Artiodactyla; Bovidae. The coding region runs from base 1 to 681 and encodes 226 amino acids. The record is from RefSeq and is a predicted model, not a curated record. The transcript has 3 exons.